Messenger RNA from Striga asiatica, 696 nucleotides. NCBI's taxonomy places the organism in Eukaryota, Viridiplantae, Streptophyta, Magnoliopsida, Lamiales, Orobanchaceae. The record is from the annotation of a GenBank genome assembly.
AUGGUUGGAAUAAAAGAAAAGGAAGACAGCAGUGCUUGGCGAAGCGAGUUGAGAUUUCUCAGUCAGUCUUCUCUUACAAACCGUGAAGCAGUGAAGCACCUCCGCUCUCUCUCCUACGAUCCGGUACUUCGCAUUGAGCUCACCGGUACCGUUGAUUUCAGCUCGGAGUGGCUCAAGAAGGCGCCAGGACAAAAACUGAAGCCAAAAAACAUAGCUCGUUUUGAUGAGCUGAUCGCCGACUGGAACAAGGUUCCCUACCACAUAGGGAAACUCACUUCCCCUGCCGAGCUCCACCCGUAUUAUGGCCUGACCUAUAAGCAGGUGCUUCGAGGGCCCUUGAGCAGGCAGGAAAGCGGGAGCACGAACAAGCUUGACGAGGCUUCUCUGAAAGCCAACUUGCCCGAUCCUAAUGGGUGGUCGAGCAACCCUGAGAUGCCCAUGGAUAUCCUUUGGUGGGAGUCAGCUCUUCAGGCUACCCUGCAGAAGCUCGAGCUCGGAAGUGAUGUUGAUGUUGCUGAGGAGGAUGAGGGUAGUCCCGGCAAGGAGGGCGAGGGUCAAGGGGAGCAAAGUGAGACUCAAAGAACGAAGCGGAAGACCGGGUUUCAUGACUCGAUUGUAUGUCGAAUUCGUGUUAAUUCUGCCGAAAAGGGCCAAGAUGAGCAAUCUGCUUCCCCAAGAUAUGUUUUCCCUAGUUAG